AUGUGGCAUGGACUUACUUCAACGUCCUCGUGUGGCGUAACAGCUCUUAUGGGUCCAGAAGCUUUGGAUCAGGACAAACGCUCCAAAUUGAAGGCCGUCAAGCCCGAUGGCGAAUCAUGCGGUAGCAAUCUCAAGUUGUAUGCCGCCUAUUUGGCGCCUACUGGAUCACGGUGCCUGUUGAGUCUUCAGGACGCCAAGUCAGUCCAAGGAUGUCACGUUGUGCCGCGAAGGACCGACGACGAUACGUGUGCGAGAGUGGCGGCGUGGUGGGGGCUUGAUGAGUUCGACGUCGACUCCCCUUUCAAUAUCUUCUUAUGGCAUCUCAUGUUCGUGCCUGAGCCUCAUAUUGUCAAAGAUCAUCUCGCACGAUCUAUUGUCCCCAUAGGUGGUGCCUCGUCGCUAGCCGAGCUAUUUGCAGCGUCCGAUGUCCCCGUCUACAGAUAUUGUGUCGUUGCCCAUCGCGACCUUCCCGAGACAGAGGAGAGCGCUGCGUUUCCGAGGGAUAUCAAGAUCUUGGGCUAUGUGGAAUCCCCAAUUCCUCCCCAGCUCGUUAUAUACAAAUGGGGGAUGCCUUCUACAAGCGCCACGGAGUCGAUUAUGAAGCGAUCGAAGUUCUUCGUAAUAUGCUGGCUCUCUUCAAACGAUACACAACCAAAAAUCCGGCCGGCGAAAUUUCGCGUCUCACUACCUAAAGUGACCUUUCGCUCUAGCUGUCUUAAUCGGCAGAACCAAGAAAUCCACGUGUUUCUCAGUCGAAGCUGGCCCGAGAACAGUACUGAUGUGCAAGGCCCGGCCCGGCCCGGCCUGAAAGCCGGGGCUACGGCCUGGCUUGAGGCGGCUUGGGCUUGCCAAAAUCUCAGGCCGGGCCUUGAUAGACGGCUCAGGCUUGGCCCGGCCCGGCUCAAGCUCAGGCCGCGGCUUGUUAGCAAGGAAACCACCUUGAAGAAGCUCGAUCUCAGUGGUAGGUAA
This is a messenger RNA of Postia placenta MAD-698-R-SB12, 969 nucleotides long. RefSeq lists its product as hypothetical. The transcript has 8 exons. The coding region runs from base 1 to 969 and encodes 322 amino acids. The record is from RefSeq and is a predicted model, not a curated record. Lineage: Eukaryota; Fungi; Basidiomycota; Agaricomycetes; Polyporales; Adustoporiaceae.